AUGACAACUAACGAGAACAUACAUGCAAUUAAAAUACAACUCGAAAAAGCUUCUAACAGAGAUACCAAUAUCCAAAUUAACUAUGAAAUUAAUACAUCAGUUAACUUUUUGGAUGUUACAAUAAACAAUGAGAAUGGUCAUUUAAAAACAUGUCUUUAUCACAAAACAACAGCUGAACCUUAUAUAUUACCAUACACCUCCGGUCAUCCACCACACGUUCAUCGCAAUAUACCUUUUGCUGCUUUAUUACGUGCUGCGCGUAUUUGUUUCGAUGUGCAUAAUUUCAACAGAGAACGUAUUCGUAUCGAUCGCUCACUAUUACUAAACAAUUAUCCACCAAAUUUUAUAAGGAAACAAUUCGAUAGAUUCUUUCAAGUAAAUAAUGCCAUACCGGUUCUUGAUAAAUGGAAUUCUCAAGUUUAUCAUCGGCUUCAUGAACAAUUAUUCCAUCAACCUACACGACGUGAAAAGCAACUGCAAGCUAUGGUACAAGAUCCGAUUCGAUCACCCACAGUAUUGCAACAGAAGAUAUGGGAUUCAAACAAAAUGUACCCGCGUUAUGUUUUCGACGGUUCCACAUCUACGGAUUUUCAGAAACAAUUUUACAAAUGGUGGCGAAGUUGUUAUGGAAAUACCGCAUCUCCUUUGAAAAGCAUUACAGUUCGACUAGCAGCUACGACAAACCAGACACUUAAAGUAUUCUUAAUACAUAAAAAACCACCAAAAGAAAUUCUGACACGUAUGGAGCAUGGUUAG
Molecule: messenger RNA, 756 nt
Organism: Rotaria sp. Silwood1
Lineage: Eukaryota; Metazoa; Rotifera; Eurotatoria; Philodinida; Philodinidae
Source: the annotation of a GenBank genome assembly